Messenger RNA from Mytilus trossulus (common blue mussel), 3415 nucleotides. Its product is annotated as glutathione peroxidase 7-like. NCBI's taxonomy places the organism in Eukaryota, Metazoa, Mollusca, Bivalvia, Mytilida, Mytilidae. The coding region runs from base 93 to 818 and encodes 241 amino acids. The transcript has 4 exons. Gene Ontology annotation, biological process: response to oxidative stress. Gene Ontology annotation, molecular function: glutathione peroxidase activity. The record is from RefSeq and is a predicted model, not a curated record.
CCCUGAAUGUCCGAAUACACGUUGAAGAUACACCACGUUGCAACGUCUAAACAACUGAAAGUGAAUACACAAAGUGACAACAGUCUUUCAUCAUGAUGCAUCAGAGAAACUUAAUUUAUAUUUCAUUAUUAAUUUGUUCUGUACUAUACAUCGUAAAGAGUAAAGACGAGAAUGACAUAAACUUUGCAAGCAAACAAAGUGGAUAUGAAAAAGCAGACGACGCUUGGGACGAAGAUGAGGAUGACAAAGGUGAAGAAGAUGUCGAAGAAGAUGACAAAAUUGAAGAUAUGAAAGAGCAAGUUAAAAGAGACAAUAAUGGGAAUUUUUACAGCUUUACAGUGCUUGAUUCAGAAGGAAAGGGUGUUGACUUGGGGCAAUACAAGGGAAAGAUAACAUUGGUUGUUAAUGUUGCAUCAGAAUGUGGAUAUACUGAUAACCAUUACAAAGCUCUAUCAAAGAUACAUAACCAUUUGGUUACAACUGGACGAUUUUCAGUAUUAGCCUUCCCAUGCAACCAGUUUGGAAAACAAGAGCCAGGGACUAAUGCAGAAAUCCAAAAAUUUGCCAAGGAUAGAUACAGGGCUAAAUUUCCUGUAUUUGGAAAAGUUAAUGUUAUUGAAAGUGAUGUAUCACCAGCAUGGCAGUAUUUAAUAGAUGAAACUGGGGAAGCUCCUUCCUGGAAUUUCUUUAAAUAUCUUGUCAAUGAGAAUGGUGAUGUCCUGCAUGCAUGGGGAGCUUGGACCUCUGUUGAUGAAAUCUAUUCAGUAGUACAACAAGCAGUGACAAAUGCAAUGAGAAGACCAAAAACUGAACUGUAAAUUGUUAGACAAUCAAAAUGAUCAACACAGACAUGCAAAGAAUGUUUCCCACUUAACUUUUUCUAUUGCAUUCUAUCGAACCCAUGUUAAAACAUUUUUUACAGAAUACAAAAUAAUAGGGAUUUUCUCAUUAUCAUUGGCCAAUCCACUAAAUUAUGUAUCUUUUUCACAUCUUCCUUUUAUUUAUCUUGUUCUUUAAACUUUUCAUAGGAUAUUUUUUUAUGAAUGAAAUUUUUGAAUUCAUGGGAUAAAUUGUCCCUAGUUAACAGUUGUUGAAAAUAUAGAAAGAAUACAUUUGAAAAUUUGAAAAAAAAAUCAUUCUAGACAAAUGUAUUUACAAAGCAUCAACUAUAGCUUUAAUCUUUCAUUGAAAUGUUUUCAUAGACCUACUGUUUAGAGUAUUUUCUGGUUUGCAAUUAAGAAUAAAUUUGUCAUGUUCUUUCACAAAAUUAAUUGUGCUAAAUGACUGGUAUAUCUAAAUAGAUCACUAUUUGUAUGUCUGUAGUUUGUAUUGUUUGUGCCUGUUACUUAUCACUUUUAAACUUAUGAAAACAUAUCAAAUCAUAAUAAAUUGUGUAUAUGUGUGUGUCUUAAUGGAUAACAUAAAUGAUGUAUAGUUUUGUAAUAUGUACUAUUUUUAGAAUUACUAGAUAUUGAUGUUUUGUUUGUACAUGAAUUAAUUAUUUUUGUAUUUAGUUUUAAAAAUGAUCUUUGUAUAUUGAUUUACAUUAGGACUAUUGCAAAUUACAAUACUAAAUAAUAUGAAAAAUGAACUUUAGUUUCUCACAAAGUACAAUAGUCUUGUAAUCAUAAUAUGGUAAGGACUGAUCUGAAUUUUGCCACAUCAUAGAUCUACCAAGAUCUAUCAUCACAAAAUACAAAUUAAUGUAUAUUUUACUUGUAAUUUUACUUGUAAUUUUACAAGCUUAACUCUAGUUGCAUAAAGAUCUGGUUUCAUUUGUUUAUACUUCGUUUUAUUAGUUCAGUAUUAUUUUUGUCAGAAUUUUACUUUUAGAUAUUUAACAGUUUUGUUUUAAUUGAUUUUAUGUUUUUCAGAUAUACAUUCUUUUUGCAUGUUUUCUCUUUGUUGUAUUUUUGUAUUCUUAUGAAUGAUACUCAGAUGCAUAUGUUGUUUUUUCGUCAUCAUCAUUUGCAUGUGUUCUGAACAUAAGAAUCUUCCCAAUAUCAUGUAAGGUUGUCAGAAAUUGGGGAUGUGUUGAUACAGAUAUGUAAGUCAACUUAUAUGAUAGUUUACAAAUCUUUUGUCAUUUUGCAUUGAAAGUUACUGAAGUAAUAAAUGGUUUUAUGAAAAUGAAUUACCAUUUCCAUAUAUAUAUAAAUGCUUGCUAUUUUUUUUGGUGACCAAACUACUUUGUAUUAAAGAUAGUUAACAUACAAUAAGGUUAUGAUAUAUUUUUAUAUAGUUGAAUACCAGAUUUUUGUGUGUGGUUAACACAAAUAUAAAUGUUCAACAAAUUUUAAAUUUCUAAACAUAUACAUACUUUGGAAAACCAGCAAAAUCAAAUGUCCAUAAUAUUUUUUUUUUUAAAGUUUUACUCUAUCCACAAAAUCCGUACUGACAAUCUACUGUUGUUUAUUUGUUUUUUUAAUCCUUAAUAUUGUCAAAUUAAUUUGCUUAACUACUUUCCCAAUACAAUUCAUUGUGACCAUGAAUAUGUUAAAUAUGAUCAAAGUGUGUUUUUUGUUGUUGAUUUUAAUGUAAUUUGAAUGGUCUUUAACACUCAAGACUGGAAUUUUGUAAUUUAAUCUGGCAACUUUUCAUGGAAUAUAAAUCUAUUUGAAGGCAUUUAAUUGUCAGAGAAGUUGGCAGAAUUCAUAUAUGUGCCUAGAUAGGAAUAGCAAAAGUGAGAUGAUUAAAUUGAAUGAAACAGUAUGUCUGUUAUCCUUAUUAGGAUCUUUUUGUUUUGUUAACAUCAUUUUUUUUAUGGUCUUCCUAUUUGUAACUUGGUGUAAACUAUUGUGUAGGUAAUUAAUGGACCAUUUGUUAUAGAUGUUGUAGAUACUUAUCAUUUUAUGUUUAGUAAUAUGCAUAAGCAGUGAAACAGAAGGGAGUUUUCAUCAAUUUGUAUUUUAGAUUGGGAGAAUAUAUAGAUAUUAUAAUUGUAACCGCUAGGGGUAGAAUAUUAUCUUUUGAAACUUUUGAAGUAAGGCUUUUACAGCUUUUUAAAUAUACAAGCCAUAGGAAAAAAUGGUCUUAAAUUUCUAUACAUAUACAUACUUUGGAAAACCAGCAAAAUCAAAUGUCCAUAAUAUUUUAAAAUAUAAAAUGUUUUUUUUUUUACUUUUGGAUUUGUCAAAUGCAUGUAGGAUUGUUAAAAAUACAAUUAUCCCUUUCCAAUUGAUUAGAGGACUAAAACUGUUAUUGUUCAUCUUGGCAGCUGAUAUUGUUCAUCCCACUGGAAUUUUUGUUCUCAUUUAUUUUCGUUGUCAUCAAAUUUCUUUACACUGCUUAUGCUAUUACUUUUAGGGAUGGGAAAUAUAUAUGGUGCUACUGAAUCUCAAUUUGUGCAAUGUUUUUUGUUUUGUUUAUUUUAGAAAUAAAUACUUUUGUUUGUAUAUAAGUGUUGUGUUUGGCC